CACGUCAGGCGUAAGCUCGACGAUCGCCCUCGCCCUUCCUUCGUCAAACUUCUUUUGACCUUGCUAUCACUCCCAUUCACUGCCAUCACUUGGACCUGCAUACAGUAGCCGCUCACUUUCAACGAAGCCGUCGCUCCACCAUGUUUCCUCGUGGGGUUGCGGUGGGGAUGACGCGUCGACUUGUGCACAUCAUCUGCCUUGUAGUGCUUCUCUUUGCAAAAGACAUUGUGAUGGUCAAACACGGGGAUUUCAAGACAUGCCAGCAAAGUGGUUUCUGCGUGAGGCAGAGUGCUUUUGCGGAUCUAGUUGAUAAAGUUCCCAGUUUUGGGUCUCAGUAUGAACUCCUCCCAGAUUCCCUUAAAAUAGACGAAGGGAAAGGUGUUGUCACGGCACACUUGCUGGACCAAAAACAAAAGACCCCUUUCAUAUUCGAAUUGUUUUUGCUGGAGCACGACACUGCUCGAGUGCGAAUCAAGGAAGCUCCUCCCAUAAAGCCGCGCUAUGAACUCCUUGGUGACCUCGCCCUUGCAUCAUCACUGCCUGCUUCGGUCCCUAUUGCCAAAGUGAAUCGUACUUCGACUGGAGAGGAAAUAGCUGUUCAUUUUGGGGUAUCCGGGAAGAAUCUGUUGGUCCUACAUGCCAGACCAUUUAGAUUUGAAUUGUCUGUGAACGGGGUGCCUGCAGUGUCGUUCAACGAUAAGGGAUACUUGUACUACGAACAUUCCCGAAGCAAGGAGAGUACACCAGCAUUGGAGAACCAGGCAGCUAGCGCUGCGGAUGGGAAUGUGCCAGUUGAAGAAGGAGCAAAUAAAGAUGAUGAGAUUACGAAAUUGCAGGAGGCACUCAACAAAGAUCUGUGGGAAGAGACUUUCAACGGAAAAACGGACUCCAAGCCGAAUGGUCCUGCAUCCAUCGGAUUCGACGUGUCGUUCCCGGGAUCCAGUAAUGUUUAUGGGCUUCCGCAACACGCCUCCACAUUUUCUUUGAAGACAACGCGAGGGGAGAACAGGGAAUACGAUCAACCAUAUCGCCUGUACAACCUUGAUGUCUUUGAGUACAUCUUGGACAGUCCCAUGGCGUUGUAUGGAUCUAUCCCAUUUAUGAUGUCCCACAAGAAAGGCGUUUCUUCUGGCGUCUUCUGGUUAAAUUCCGCUGAAAUGUGGAUCGACGUCGAAAAGUCGAAGGGAACAGGCACUUUGUCAAAGCUCGCUAGUUAUAUUCCAUUUGCAACGUCCAAAGAGACAAGUGCUACUACCACUUCCACACAUUGGAUGGCCGAGUCCGGGGUCUUGGACGUCUUUGUGUUCGUGGGAUCGACACCAAAUGAUAUCUUUGACUCCUUCACUGCCAUUACUGGGCGCCCAGCGAUGCCACAGCAUUUUGCCACGGCUUAUCACCAAUGCCGAUGGAACUACAUGGAUGAGCAGGAUGUUGCAGAUGUCAACGCAGGAUUUGAAAAGCAUGACAUCCCGUAUGAUGUUCUGUGGUUGGAUAUCGAACACACCGAUGGCAAAAAGUACUUCACGUGGGACAAAACAAAAUUCCCGAAUCCGGAAACCAUGCAAAACAAUCUAGCUGGCACAGGCCGGAAGAUGGUCACCAUCAUCGACCCUCAUAUCAAGCGCGAUGAUGGCUACUACGUUACCAAAGAAGCCAGAGAAAAGGGCCUGUUCAUCAAGGACAAGGAUGGAAACGAAUUCGACGGAUGGUGCUGGCCAGGCAGUUCCAGUUGGAUUGAUUACACCGACCCAGCUGCCCGACAGUACUGGGCGGAAAAGUUUCAGUUUUCAGAGUACAAGGGCUCUACUCCCAGUCUCUACACCUGGAAUGACAUGAAUGAACCCUCCGUCUUUACAGGUCCGGAAACUACCAUGCCAAAGGACGCAUUGCAUCAUGGGGGGAUAGAACAUCGUGAUGUGCACAAUGUUUACGGUACUCUGCUACAUCGGUCAACAUAUGAGGGGCAUUUACUGCGGUCGAAAAAUGAAGAUCGUCCUUUUGUUUUAUCUCGGGCCUUCUUUGCCGGAACCCAGAGAUAUGGCGCAAUCUGGACUGGUGACAAUACAGCGGAGUGGGGCCAUCUGGCUGCCUCUGUGCCGAUGAUACUUUCCAUUGGUGUGGCGGGAGUAGUCUUUAGCGGAGCUGAUGUCGGUGGCUUCUUUGGAAACCCUGAACCUGACUUGCUUCUCCGCUGGUACCAGGUUGCAGCAUUCCAACCUUUCUUCCGCGCGCAUGCACACAUUGAUACGAAGCGCCGUGAGCCUUGGCUUUUCGGUGAGCCGUAUACAAGUCUGAUCCGUGAAGCCAUCCGACAACGGUACAGGAUUAUGCCGUAUUUGUACACGUUAUUCUGGCAAUCGACGCAGAACGGAUCUCCGAUUAUGCGGCCCAUGGUAUCUGAAUUUCCUGAGGAUGAAAAUACUUUCGGAAUGGGCGACCAGUUCAUGCUGGGAAAAGGGCUUUUGAUAAAACCCGUUGUGCAGAAAGACCAAAGUAGUGUCGACGUAUAUCUGCCAAAGCUCGCGGUUUGGUAUGAUUACACAUCGUUGGGAAAAGUUGCCCCAUCAGCCGCCGGAGUUCUGAAUGUCAAGACACCACUGGAAAAAAUUCCUGUGCUUUUGCGAGGAGGAACCAUACUUCCCAGACGCGAGCGAAUCCGGCGUGCGUCUAACCUCAUGUUGCACGAUCCCUACACGCUACUGGUUGCGCUUGACCACAAGGGCGAGGCAACUGGCACUAUAUAUGCUGACGAUGGACACAGUUUCCGUUUCAGAGAGGGCAAGUAUGUAUUGAGCGAGCUCUCGUACUCCAGCGGAACUUUAUCAGCGCGUGGGGUUCGACUUGGCAAUGAUGCCAAACUGUCCGAUGCCGAUGUAGAUGCACUCAGUGCGCGUGUGGAGAGAUUGAUUAUUACUGGACUGUCAGCCUUACCCAAGAAAGUGGAAUUGGAUGGUAGACAGCUAGAGUUUACCGGGGAGAAGGUAGACGGAGAUGUUUAUAAGAUAGUGGUAAAGGACCCGAAGGCUUGGGUGGGACGAGAUUGGAAAAUUCAUGUGGAGUGAAAGGGCUUUACGCAGAAAUUAUGUAGGACUUUCAACUGUAGGUAGUGGAAACAGAACCACAGCUUGUGGAACGAGUGCAGGUUCAUCACGUGCUACUUUGUUGCUAUGGCAAUCUUCAC
This is a messenger RNA of Spizellomyces punctatus DAOM BR117, 3181 nucleotides long. RefSeq lists its product as uncharacterized. The record is from RefSeq and is a predicted model, not a curated record. Gene Ontology annotation, molecular function: carbohydrate binding; alpha-glucosidase activity. Gene Ontology annotation, cellular component: glucosidase II complex. The coding region runs from base 141 to 3062 and encodes 973 amino acids. Gene Ontology annotation, biological process: carbohydrate metabolic process; N-glycan processing. The transcript is spliced from 8 exons. NCBI's taxonomy places the organism in Eukaryota, Fungi, Chytridiomycota, Chytridiomycetes, Spizellomycetales, Spizellomycetaceae.